This is a messenger RNA of Amorphotheca resinae ATCC 22711, 1857 nucleotides long. RefSeq lists its product as hypothetical. The record is from RefSeq and is a predicted model, not a curated record. The coding region runs from base 60 to 1646 and encodes 528 amino acids. Lineage: Eukaryota; Fungi; Ascomycota; Leotiomycetes; Helotiales; Amorphothecaceae. The transcript has 5 exons. Gene Ontology annotation, cellular component: mitochondrion.
CCCACGCAGGCCAAAAAAGGGCAGGACCUGAUCAACGACGCCCUCUCUUAUUGUCCAGAAUGCGACGGGGCUUUUCCAUCCGCCCAGUUCUCUGCUAUCUUCGCCGAGUUGAGAGAGCGCAGAAGUACACCACGCACCAGCACCAGCACCGCGAAGAGCUGCCCAACGUCAAAGAUGCCCGCCAUCCCUUCUACAACUACACAUCUGGUCGCUGGCUCUACAACGAGCAUCUGCGCCUCUCCGAACGCCAUCUACAUUUCAACCUCGACGCUCUGCACCUCGCAAUCGCCAAGUCCGUAAACCAACAUCAUGCCGAUAUAGUACGCUUCACGAAGCUCGCCGAGGGCGGCUCGUAUCGGGUUUUCGAAGCGGCGUUCCGGGAUGGAUUGAGGGUCAUCGCGCGCCUUCCAUAUCCUUGUACCAUCCCCCGCAACUAUGGCAUCUCCAGCGAGGUUGCCACGAUGGAGUUUCUCCGACUUCAUGGUCUUCCGAUUCCCAAAAUCUUUAAUUGGAGCUCAUCGGCGUCCAAUGAAGUUGGUUCCGAAUACAUAAUUAUAGAGCGUACUCCGGGGAAAGAGUUGGAGGAUACGUGGUAUACUAUGACUUUACGAGAGAGGAUGGCGGUUAUUGAGAAGAUUGUGAAUAUUGAAAAGAUUCUUUUUGACAUUCGGUUUCCUGCGUCUAGGAGUCUAUUCUUUAAAGAUUCGCUGGACGCUGGGGUCAAGAGCGUGGAUAUACCCAAGUACGACGACGAGACGGAUGUAAGUGGAUUCUGCAUCGGACCUUCUACAGAUUAUCUAUGGUGGUAUCAAAAUAGACAUGAGCUGGGUGCGAAUUAUGGACCUUGGAUGGACACGGAAGAGUUAUUGAGAGCGGUCGGAGAGAGGGAACUCCUAUGGCUGCGUCGAUUUGGCAAACCGCGAUACCCACGUGAACCUCUUUACAGGGAAGUGUAUAACAAUCAAGUGGUCGAUCCACAGGUGCAGAUAAACCACCUCUUGAAUUAUCUGAAAAUCGCGCCACACCUCGUUCCCCAAGCGGAAGAACUAAACGUGCCUACCAUCCGCCAUCCCGACUUAUCGCCCAAUAACAUAUUCAUCUCCAACUCUGGGGACAUCACCGGAAUCCUCGACUGGCAGAACACAACCAUCAUUCCUCUUUUCCUACAGGCCAAGAUCCCCAAGCAUUUCCAGAACUACGGCGAUGACGACUCUGAGAAUUUUCGUCGUCCGAGACUCCCGGAGGAUUUUGGCGCCUUGAGUGAGAGCGAUAAGGAAUAUGAGAUGGAGCUGUACCGGCGUCGCCAAUCCUGCGAAACCAGCUUUACACCACCGCCGGCCAACCAUAGGAAGAACUGGACUGAGCUCUCGUCAGCCCAUGAUCCAGAAGUCCACUACUCAACCGAGGACAGCCAGUCAUGCCUCUCUCGAGAAGCGCAGCAGAAAGAAGCCGAUGCGCAGAUACAACAGAUACGUGAAUACCUCGGUAUUGAUAUCGAAGGAUGGAUACCGAGUGGGGAAUUUGAAGAGGCGAGGAAAAAAGCUAGGGAUCUUAAGAUUCGGAUGUUGGAAGAGGCGGAUACGGAGGAGGAGAGGUGGGAACUUGAUGUGUUUUGGCCGUUUCAGGAUCAUGAGGAGAUUGAUUGAUUGAGUGAGUGCGGGUUGUUGUUUGGUUGGUUGGUUGGUUGGUUGGUGGACGGGGGGUUAAAGACAGUCUCCUCCUCCUCUAUCCGAGUGCUUACCUUAAUCUAAGGACGCUCGCUGUCUGGAGUGGACUUGCACUUAGUAUUUCUUCUCCCAUGUGUAUAUAUAUCAUGAGCAAUACAGGAGCGUAGAAAAAUUACCUAGAUGCUGAGCU